Rhea pennata is the source of this 4205-nucleotide messenger RNA. It is a transcript of the gene UBE4A, whose product is annotated as ubiquitination factor E4A. Gene Ontology annotation, biological process: protein polyubiquitination. The coding region runs from base 97 to 3327 and encodes 1076 amino acids. The record is from RefSeq and is a predicted model, not a curated record. Gene Ontology annotation, molecular function: ubiquitin-ubiquitin ligase activity. NCBI's taxonomy places the organism in Eukaryota, Metazoa, Chordata, Aves, Rheiformes, Rheidae. Gene Ontology annotation, cellular component: cytoplasm; ubiquitin ligase complex; nucleus. The transcript is spliced from 20 exons.
UGACGCCUUCCGGCACGGCGCUGGCCGGUGGAGGAGGAAGGUGAGCGCGCCGAGCCCGCCGCGGCGCGGGCCCGCAUGGCGCGGCGCUGAGGGGAGAUGACCGACCAGGAGAACAACAACAGCAUCUCCAGCAACCCCUUCGCCGCCCUCUUCAGUUCCGUGGCGGACGCCAAGCAGUUCGCCGCCGUCCAGAAGCAGCAGCAGCUGCGGCAGCUCACAGGAGACGAAACUUCGGUCAGCCAAGAUGACUCGGAUAACAGCAUAUCUGAGAGCCUGGAUGAUUGCGACUAUUCUGUGGCCGAGAUCAGCCGCUCCUUCCGCUCCCAGCGGGAGCUAUGUGAACAGCUCAACAUCAAUCACAUGAUUCAGAGGAUCUUUCUCAUCACUCUUGACAACAGUGAUCCCAGUAUGAAGAGUGGAAAUGGAAUUCCAGUUCGUUGUGUGUAUUUGGAAGAAAUGGCUGCAGAUCUUGAUGACCAAGACUGGCUUGACAUGGAAAAUGUUGAACAGGCACUGUUCACUCGCUUACUGCUACAGGAGCCUGGAAAUCACCUGAUUUACAUGACAUCUGCUAGCACACAAAACCUCUCUGCAGAUAGAGAUGCAGGAGAGAAACAAAUUCUACGCUACCUCUAUGCCUGCUUCCAGAGAGCAAGAGAAGAGAUAACCAAGGUUCCAGAGAAUUUGCUGCCCUUUGCCGUGCGCUGUCGAAAUCUGACUGUGUCAAACACUCGCACUGUUCUUCUUACCCCAGAGAUCUACAUCAACCAGAAUGUGUAUGAACAGCUGGUCGACUUGAUGCUAGAAGCAUUGAGAGGUGCACAUUUUGAAGAUAUGACUGAGUUUCUGGAGGAGGUCAUAGAAGCUUUAACAGCGGAUGAGGAAGUACGGACUUUCGGGGAAGUCAUGAUUCCAGUGUUUGAUAUUUUGUUGGGUAGAAUCAAAGACCUGGACCUUUGCCAGAUCCUGCUAUACACUUACCUGGAUAUGCUCCUCUAUUUCACAAAGCAGAAAGAUAUAGCAAAGGUUUUUGCAGAUUAUAUUCAGCCUAAGGAUCCCAGUAAUGGACAGAUGUACCAGAAGACUUUGUUAGGUGCCAUUUUAAAUAUCUCCUGCUUGUUAAAGACUCCUGGUGUAGUAGAGAAUCACGGAUAUUUUUUGAAUCCUUCCCGAUCAAGUCCACAAGAGAUCAAAGUUCAGGAGUCCAACAUCCAUCAGUUUAUGGCCCAGUUCCAUGAGAAGAUCUACCAGCUACUGAAGAACCUGUUGCAGUUGUCUCCAGAGACCAAACACCGGAUUCUGUCCUGGCUGGGAAACUGUCUCCAUGCUAAUGCAGGUCGUACCAAAAUCUGGGCUAAUCAGAUGCCAGAGAUCUUCUUCCAGAUGUAUGCUUCAGAUGCCUUCUUCCUGAAUUUGGGAGCUGCCCUGCUGAAGCUGUGCCAGCCCUUCUGCAAACCAAAAUCUCCAAGGUUGCUUACAUUUAACCCUACUUACUGUGCCCUGAAGGAACUGAAUGAAGAGGAGAGGAGGAGUAAGAAUGUACAUAUGAAAGGUUUGGAAAAAGAAACUUGUUUGAUUCCUGCUCUGACUGAGCAAGAGCCAGAGUUUGCGAACAGCUACAAUCUGGUAACAGAAAACCUGGUCCUAACACAAUACACUCUUCACUUAGGAUUUCACAGGUUGCACGACCAGAUGGUAAAGAUAAACCAAAGCCUUCACCGCCUGCAAGUAGCAUGGAGAGAAGCUCAGCAGAGUUCUAGCCCUGCUGCUGACAGUCUCAGGGAACAGUUUGAACGCCUGAUGACCAUCUAUCUCUCCACGAAGACGGCAAUGACAGAGCCACAGAUGCUACACAACUGCUUGAAUCUGCAGGUGUCCAUGGCAGUUCUUCUGGUCCAGCUGGCUAUAGGAAACCAAGGGACCGAGCCUCUAGAGCUGACGUUCCCAUUGCCAGGGGUGGAAAACAAUGCAUUGGCUUAUGUACCAGAGUUCUUUGCUGAUAAUUUGGGUGACUUUUUCAUUUUCCUGCGCCGUUUUGCUGAUGACAUCUUGGAGACUUCUGCUGAUUCUCUGGAGCAUGUCCUUCACUUUGUUACUGUUUUCAUGGGUGAUGUAGAGAGAAUGAAAAAUCCACAUCUGCGAGCCAAGCUGGCAGAAGUGCUGGAAGCUGUGAUGCCUCAUUUAGAUCAAGCCCAGAAUCCACUUGUCUCUAGUGUGUUUCAUCGCAAGCGAGUAUUCUGCUCUUACCGAAAUGCAGCCCAUCUUGCUGAGGCACUUAUCAAGGUCUUUGUGGAUAUUGAGUUUACAGGUGACCCACAUCAGUUUGAACAGAAAUUUAACUACCGCCGUCCAAUGUAUCCCAUCCUGAGAUAUAUGUGGGGCACAGAUUCAUACCGGCAGAGCAUAAAGGUUUUGGCUGAUUAUGCCUCAGAGAACCUUGAGGCAAUGAAUCCCCCUCUCUUCUUGCGUUUCCUUAAUUUGCUCAUGAAUGAUGCCAUUUUCCUGUUGGAUGAAGCAAUACAGUACCUAAGUAAGAUUAAAGUUCAGCAGAUAGAGAAGGACCGUGGUGAAUGGGACAGCCUCUCCCAGGAGGCUCGUCGAGAAAAGGAGUCAAGCCUGCAGAUGUUUGGUCAGCUGGCUCGCUUUCACAACAUCAUGUCUAAUGAAACCAUUGGUACUUUGGCCUUCCUGACAUCAGAAAUCAAGUCCCUGUUUGUGCAUCCUUUUCUUGCUGAGCGCAUCAUAUCCAUGCUAAACUAUUUUCUACAACACCUGGUUGGCCCUAAAAUGGGAGCCUUGAAAGUCAAGGAUUUCAGCGAGUUUGACUUCAAACCGCAGCAGCUAGUUUCUGACAUCUGUACAAUCUACCUGAACCUUGGGGAUGAAGAAAAUUUCUGUGCCACAGUGCCCAAGGAUGGCCGUUCCUAUUCACCGACACUCUUUGCCCAGACAGUUAGGGUUCUGAAGAAAAUCAAUAAACCUGGCAACAUGAUAGUGGCUUUCAGUAACCUGGCUGAGAGGAUCAAGUCUCUUGCAGACCGUCAGCAGCAGGAAGAAGAGACGUAUGCAGAUGCAUGUGAUGAAUUUCUGGAUCCUAUCAUGAGUACUCUGAUGUCAGAUCCUGUAGUACUGCCAUCUUCCCGUGUCACUGUGGAUAGGUCAACUAUAGCCAGGCACCUGCUCAGUGACCAGACAGAUCCUUUUAAUCGGAGCCCCCUCACCAUGGACCAGAUUAGACCAAACACAGAGCUUAAAGAAAAGAUCCAGCAAUGGCUUGCAGAGAGGAAAAAACAGAAGGAGGAGCUGGAAGACACACUAAACUGCUGAAGAAAAAAUCUACAUCUAUAGACAUACAAUCAUUUGCAAGAUAAAUGCCUUGCAGGGGGUGGUGGCUGGUGCUCCAGAGCAUCCAUGAAACUUGCCACUUCAAUCAAGAAUGCAUUUAGUGCAUUGCCACCACAUGUGAAAUCUCUCCUAGGACCUUCCCUUCUAUCCCUUCUUUCAACUUUCCUUUUAAGACUUACUGUUUAAUAUUAGAAAUUUCCACUGCACUACAGCUUCCUAGCCUCUUUUGAUUGUCCUGGUGCCCUGUCCCUGUAUUGUUCUUGAUUGUAUUGGCUGUUUCUAAUGACUGCCACGCUCUACUUUCAAUGAUACCAAAAACCUUUCUCCCUGUUCCAACCUCCAUUCUGUUGCUGCUAUUUGCUCCCAAGUUUAAAUUUGUAAUCUCAUGUUUAAUGUGAAAACAAUGCCUUUGCAUCCACAGCAGCUCUUAAGUUUAGAUAUUAGUGAGGACUGAAGGGGGAUGUGCAAGUUUGUAAAUGCUGAUUGUGUAUCAGGGUUUGUUUUUGGUGUGGUAUAUGGCAGUUGAGGGGUAUGAAGAAUGAAGUAUUUACAACUCUUACAGCUGUCUGUGAAGGUCCAGCAGCUAAUGGCCCUCUGUAGUGGGAGGAGGGAGGUCCUGGUUUUAGAAAAGCCAUUUUGGUUUUGGCUUCUAGGCAGAGAGACAGACUGCCUGCUCUGGUGAAGAACAGUCUUGCAGGAGCUGUGAAAAGCAGUCCUUGCUCUCCCAGCUGUUGAAUUUAAGCAGUGUAAAGGGGGGGCAUCUGCUGUAUGUGGAAGCCUGUUUCAAGACUGUGCUGCCUCUGAUGCAUAAGCCAUGUACAUACUCCUUAAGGUACACUAUAAAUCCUGCCCUGUCUUUA